Molecule: messenger RNA, 1944 nt
Organism: Seriola dumerili (greater amberjack)
Lineage: Eukaryota; Metazoa; Chordata; Actinopteri; Carangiformes; Carangidae
Exons: 7
Coding region: 86-700 (204 amino acids)
Cellular component (GO): membrane
Source: RefSeq, a predicted model, not a curated record
CAACAUUCUCUUUCCAUUAUCUUUUACACUACUUCUCUGCAUGAAAAACUAAAACAAGCAAAACACAGCGUAUAGUUUACUGGCAAUGGAGGACACUGAGCCAACAAGUAGAGAGACAACAACAGGACAAGAUGGGACUCAGGAGGCAGACCAUGCUGUGCUGAUGUCCAGCAAGCCUCUGCAUCGCUUCAUCCAGAGAGAGCCCAGAAAUCUUGGGAUUGUCAUUCUGAUCUUUGGCUGUGCAGAGCUCCUGAUGGGAUUCCAGCUGGCCAGUGAAAGCAUGCAAACCUCUUGUGGAAUCUACAUCCCGUUGUGGCAGGGAGCUCUGUUUCUCAUCUGUGGAAACCUGUCUAUCUACACUGAGAUCCAUCCAUCCAAGAAGAUGGUGACUCUGUGUUUGGCCAUGUAUGUGAUUUCAAUCUUGGGAAUCGUAGUCUCUAGUUGCUACAGGAUAAACUGCUUCGCCACUUAUCUUUUUAUGAGCAGCAAGGCAAAAUACGACAAGGAGCAGGACUGGGCCACCAACAGAGUGGAACAACUUUUUGGUGUUGAAGGCUUACUGUUCACUUCCUCUCUAUGUGUGUCAGUGCUUCUCAUCUUCUUGUGUGCCGUUGCUCGUUUAGCACUGAAAUCCACACGAACUCAGGUUAUUGUCCAGCACAUCCCAGCACCACCACAGAGUGACGCAACAUCAAACUAAGAUCAGUCUUUUCAGUUUUCUUUCUACAAUAAGCACCACUUGUUUUCUUGCUGUUCACCUAUCCUGUGAAAGAAACAUGUCACAAUCCUGUGCAGUACAUUACAAGUGAAUGUUGCACCACCUACUGGCAGUAUCUUACAGCCAGCUUUUUUAUAGUUACCGUACUUCUACACUAAGCUUCUCUCUACAGUGUCUGUAACUACAAUAUUUAUUCAGUCUUUAUUAAAGGCACAGCUCAACGGUACAGUAAUAUUGUAAUGCACUGUUUGCUUUUUGCAAAGGUUGUUUGGGAAUGAAAGGGAUUUCUGUCAUCCCAUUUGAGAUAGAUAUUUUACAUGCACUUAUUAAGGGAACAUAGUAACCACUAAUAUCUCUAGCAAAGCUUAUGUGUACUUAAUGUAUAGGUCAUAGUUGACACAAGGUUAUAUUACAUUAUUCACAGUGCACAUUAGACUGAAUUAAAGCCUCAAGGCUAACAGGUCUCGCACAAUGUUAUUUCGCCUAAUCUUAAUAUACUAUAUUUUACAAACACUAAUGAACAUGUUAGGUAACACUAAAGUCAGGCAGAAGAUUAUCCUAAAUUUACAUUAAAAUAAAUUAGAAGUACUAUUUGCAUCUGCUCCACAAUCCCCCAACCCACAGGAAAUGCAGCCAUGACAGUUUUUAAUCUAAACAUACCCACCAAAAUUUCAAUGAUACAUUGUGGACACUGUAAAACUUGGAUUUGUGUAGUCAAUAAUUCUGAUCAUCUGCAUAAUUAUUACAGUAUAUGUACAUUGUUUGGGCAGAGCUUAUACUGUGGUAUAAAUUGUGCUUGCAGCUUUAAUCAUCAGUGUGAUCAUCUGUGUACUGCACAUCUAGCUGAAGAUAUUUUACACUGUGACUUUGGAUGAAUGAGCUGAUGUGGCUCUGUUUUGGUUACAGGACUGCACAUCCACCUGUGACUGCUACUUCAGCAAAAUUCUAAAAAACAUAUUUUUUGACACAUUAGGUUAUAUCUAUCUGGUAUAUUCAUAGCUAAGCUUUUGGCCUGAUGUGCAUGUUUAUAUAAUUCCGCGUGGUCAUCUACAUGACUAUGAUAUGAAGGGCCCGCCUGGAAACCUGUUGCCAUCUUUUGCCUGUGAAUGUGUGAAAAACAAAUUGAGACAGAAACCACUUUUCAAAGAUCCAGCUUUAGCUUUUAGCUAUAUUUGAUGUAACCAAUGUGAUGUAUGUUGUGUUUCUUAAAUAAUCAAUAAAAUGAA